Bacidia gigantensis is the source of this 1116-nucleotide messenger RNA. RefSeq lists its product as uncharacterized. The record is from RefSeq and is a predicted model, not a curated record. The transcript is spliced from 2 exons. Bases 1 to 1116 code for a protein of 371 amino acids. Lineage: Eukaryota; Fungi; Ascomycota; Lecanoromycetes; Lecanorales; Ramalinaceae.
AUGUCGAGACAGGUAGGCGUACCCUAUCAGUCGAGACCCCAGAGCCGCGCCGGACAACCAUAUCUACAGAACGGCGAUAUCCAUGAUAGGCUAAUGUAUCACGCGCAGUCGCCAAGGCCGACGAAUGCUCCUCAAAUUCAAAAAUUUGAGGAUCCUUACGCUGUGGGAUAUGGUACACCUCGUAGAGGCGAAAUGUCGGCUACGUCUUACCGGAACUCCCCGAGCCAUUCUCUUGAUCAAGCUCCGCAUGGAGUAAAUGCUCAAUCAGCAGCGGAUCGGGAAAUGGCUCCACCGCCCACGCCAAUGCAGGUCCAACGGAUGCUGCCAACACCACCGCCGCGAUGGAAGGAGCAAAUACCACCUCCACCAUCGCCCCAACAGAUGGAUGAGAGGCUGCCUCCAUCAACACCACAGCGAAUGGAGGAGGAGAUGCCGACACCGUUAGUAUCGCAAGAAGGAGCUUCCGCUGAAAUCAGUGACACUCCAGAAGCUCCCCCAAGUUGCCAAAAACGGAUUAUCGAGGCCACGAAGUACGAGCCAGAGGGCACUUGCUGCCCACUUCACGCUCAGAUGAUCGACCUGAGCAUGAAAGUUCGAUUAAAUUACCCAGACGCCGAGGAAAGAGAGGUGACGGUGGACAGCGGCAACGAAGCGACCUCAAUCAAGAGGAGUUUCCUCCGUUCGGUGAUGCCUGAGGUAUCGAUCCGGAAGAACAGGCAUGCGAUAGCCAUGUUGAAUGCCACAAAAGGAGGCAACCAUGUUGUCAACAAGUACGCCGACUUCCGCAUUUUCAUCGACGGCGAAGACCAGGAUGGACCCCUCACGUUGUCGGUACCGAUCAGGGUGUCGGUGGAUAGUAAGCAGCAAUGUGAUUUGCUGCUGGGAAACAAUCUAUUUCAUCCACAGGGAGCUACCUUCGACUAUGCAGGAGGUCUAAUUUAUUUUAGGGCUAAUGGAUCGUUCAAAGCCCCGCUUCUUGUGAGGCCGUUCAUUCAUGAGCAUGAUGAGGAUACGGCGGAUGAGGCGAUAGAGAUGGAGGAAUCGUCGACAGAGAGCGAGGAUGGGUCAGAAGAUGUGCAAGAUGUAGCUAUGGGUGAUGAUGAUGAUAGUGAGUGA